AGCUCCACGCUCACAGUCACAGCAGAAGGUGCACACACGCCACUUACUCCACGCCGCAACAAUUCGCUCUACCGCAACUUUCAUCGCCACCAACUUUACCGAUACCGCAAAUCGACCAAAGUGUAGUCCGAGGACGACAACUGAGCCGAAGUCGGAAUCGUUCGAAGACGGAAUUUGGUGUACAGGUCAGGAGUGGCCAUGCCAUUUGGCUGUUUAACAAUCGGAGAAAAGAAGGAUUACCACAGUCCUUCGGAUGUGACGGACAAAUAUGAUAUGGGUCAAAUUGUUAAAUCGGAGGAGUUCUGUGAGAUAUUCAGAGCCAAGGACAAAACUACGAUGAGAAUGUACACGUGCAAAAAGUUCCUGAAAAAGGAUGGAAGGAAGGUCCGCAAGGCAGCAAAAAAUGAAAUCCUCAUUUUAAAAAUGGUGAAGCAUCCAAAUAUUCUCCAACUGGUGGAUGUCUUUGAGACUAAAAAGGAAUACUUCCUCUUCCUUGAACUUGCAACAGGCAGAGAGGUGUUCGACUGGAUCCUUGAUCAAGGCUAUUACUCAGAGCGGGACACCAGCAACGUGGUGCGCCAGGUGUUGGAAGCUGUUGCCUACCUCCACUCCCUGCACAUUGUUCACAGAAACCUGAAGUUAGAGAAUUUGGUCUACUACAACCGCUUGAAGCACUCUAAAAUAGUCAUCAGUGACUUCCAUCUUGCCAAGUUGGAGAAUGGAUUAAUCAAAGACCCCUGCGGGACACCAGAGUACCUGGCUCCAGAAGUGGUUGGCAGACAGCGAUACGGUCAGCCAGUGGACUGCUGGGCAACAGGCGUCAUUAUGUACAUAUUGCUUUCGGGCAAUCCUCCUUUUUAUGAUGAGAGUGAUGAAGAGGAUUAUGAAAAUCAUGACAAGAACCUGUUCCGAAAGAUCCUCGCAGGCGAUUAUGAGUUUGAUUCUCCAUACUGGGAUGAAAUCUCUGAUUCAGCUAAGAGUUUGGUUGCACGUCUGAUGGAAGUGGAUCAGGACCAGAGACUGACAGCUCAGGAGGCUAUUAACCAUGAAUGGAUCUCCGGUGGCGCAGCAUCAGAUAAAAACAUCAAAGAACAUGUAUGUGCACAAAUAGAAAAGAACUUUGCUAGAGCCAAAUGGAAGAAAGCCGUGCGGGUCACCACCAUCAUGAAGAGGCUGAGGGCAACAGAGCAAAGUACCGCCAAGGCCACCACGGGGGAUCCCGCGGCUCCUCAGGACGCUGCAGACCCUUCCAUGCCUUCACCUGCUACCGCCACACCACAGGAAGUAGUCCCAGAGCAAGACAAAACGGUACCAGAGGCCUCGGACGGCAAGGCAGAGCCACAGCAGCAGAACCCACCGCCACAGGAAGCAGAAACCACAUCACGGUGUAAUGGAGACACGUUGGAUACUGAGACCAGGGAUGAGCAAGGCUAAGGUCCUCAUUGUACCCUCAAUCCUGCACAUUGUACAAUAGCUGCUAGCAUGGUGACACUGACUCUGCUUCUCUCUCUCGCAGCAUUAGCAUCAUCUCAUGAUGGCUAUGUGCUAAUUUACCUGAGUGCUCCGCAUUGCAUUGAAAUGAAAAUCUUUUUUCAGUUGUAUUUUAUAUAUAUAUAUAUAUAUAUAUAUAUAUAUAUAUAUAUAUAUA
Messenger RNA from Nerophis ophidion (straightnose pipefish), 1648 nucleotides. Its product is annotated as caM kinase-like vesicle-associated protein. Gene Ontology annotation, biological process: peptidyl-serine phosphorylation. The transcript has 11 exons. NCBI's taxonomy places the organism in Eukaryota, Metazoa, Chordata, Actinopteri, Syngnathiformes, Syngnathidae. Gene Ontology annotation, cellular component: intracellular anatomical structure. The record is from RefSeq and is a predicted model, not a curated record. Gene Ontology annotation, molecular function: ATP binding; calmodulin binding; calcium/calmodulin-dependent protein kinase activity. The coding region runs from base 199 to 1434 and encodes 411 amino acids.